Messenger RNA from Solanum verrucosum, 3160 nucleotides. Its product is annotated as NADH-ubiquinone oxidoreductase chain 1-like. Gene Ontology annotation, molecular function: NADH dehydrogenase activity. Gene Ontology annotation, biological process: aerobic respiration. Lineage: Eukaryota; Viridiplantae; Streptophyta; Magnoliopsida; Solanales; Solanaceae. Gene Ontology annotation, cellular component: membrane. The record is from RefSeq and is a predicted model, not a curated record.
AAUUCCUAAAUACAUUUACCUCGACCAGGAUCAACUUCUUCUAUGCCCUAGGAAAAGGCGAAAAGUAAAGCAGUCAUCAAGCCAGAGCUAGUUUCACAGCUACCGAUUCGCACCCGCGGGUCAAAGAAGACCAAUAAAAUCUCGAUUCAGCAUAAGCAAGGGAUGAGAGAGGCCUUACGAGGGCUCUUUCCCACUUAAUAGAUUCAUUCCUUCGUUACGGCGGUUGUGGGUACCUGCCGUUCAGAGAUGCUAUCAGAGUAGGAAAGUUAGCCAAGUUCUCCUGCCUAGUUUAGAUAAAGCACCCCUUAUCGCCCCACGGCAUCUGGUUAGGACACAAAGCUUAUUCUAUUCCAAAAAUAGCGGAUUCUAUAACAGCAUUCUGCCUUUUCGAAGACAGAGCACUCGUGGCACACACUUGGCCCUUUGCCUUAGAAAGAGUUCAACCCACUUGAAAGAGGAAAGGGGAGUAGGCAUAGUACCGGAAAGUACGGAUUCGGGGUUCAUCCCUCAAUCAAGCGCUACUUGAAAGUCAGGAUAGAUUCCACUCUCAGUUAGUACGUACCUUUUUUUUUUAAGCAAGAACUCUUAAUCGUUCGUAUCCCAUACCUAUGGGCUACUUCACUGAGACGAUGGUCGGAGUUUACAAGCUGCUUUGAUAGAAGCAGGUUAAGAAAGAUAGCUGAAAGUGCUAGCAUAAGGAAGAGAUUCUAUGGAUGGAAAGAGGCCCUUCCUUGCUUUCAAGGUUUCGGCAUUAAAAGUCAAAGGAUUCUUUGUUUAAGUUUAAUAAUAAAGUAAAGGAAAUCGGCCUGCUCUUCUCUCUUUUCUCUAUUGAACUAUGGAAAGCACUUUAUAGUAGCGACACGGAUUCACCACAACUUAUGACUUCGCCAAUGGGGCAAACGAAGGCUAACCCGUUCUGGUUGUUAUGACUGGCAAGAAUCGGUAGGUUCUUUCAGUGCGCUUUGGUCCUUCUUACAGAGACUAUCCUUUGUAUAAGUUAUGAUCCAUCCAAGGAAUGAGCUUCCCCAGAGUAAAAUCCCGUGGACUACAAGGAAAAGAUAGAAUCUCGCCCGGCAACAGCAGCUGAUUCAAUAGCAGAUGGUCUUGGAAAGAACCUUUCAUUCGAUGCUUCUGAUUCAACUCCCAGACAACCAAGGAAGUAUGCGCGAAGAUAGGGUUAGCCCCUGCGGCAAGCAUUAUCCGGGAACGAUUAUCCAGGAACUGGAAGAUGGUUGGCGUGACACGCCUAAAUCCCCCACAAUCAAUCCACAAGGCUUCAGGCGACUGGAGCAACCUUUGAAGGCGCUCGGCCUUGUUCACCCUUUCAGCUAAGUAUCCCGCUUUUUCCUUGAGGGGAGCCGAGAUUCAAAAUAUGUGGGCCUUCAUCGCCUUAAGGCAAUCUAUCCAAAGAGCCUACCCUAUAAUAGAUUCAGCUAAAGCCGCGCUUGGAAGAUUUCUUUCUCAAUCAUGAAUCCGAGCUUACUACUUGAAUCACGAAAGGCGCUUUUCUCACUAUCUAUUCAAUUUAAAAUGCUCACUUAUGAAAUCAAGCUAAUAAGGCCAAAAACAGAGCAUGGAGUCCACUGGCAUGAGAAUCAAGCGAAGUAGAGACAUAAGCGGAUCCAAAGAAAAGAAGCAAGACGACUACUUCCAUUCCUCUCCUUAGACCGACAGUACUACAAGAAAGAAAUAAGACAGAAAUAAGGCGAUUAUUACCUAAAAGAAUAAUGUGAAUUAGAAUAAUAAUACCUCACAAAGAAGGUAGAUGAAUUGCUUAGCCAAGACUAUCUCGACCUUAGCCUUCUUUUCUAUUUAGAUUCCCGUUCGUGAUCCCAGCCCCGGAAUCACUUCACUCCAGCGCCUCCUCAGUCUUCUUGCAUCUUUCCAGCCUUUCAAAUCGACUAAGCGCCAAGCCUACUUGUGAAGAGAGGGGUCGUCGGGCUAUUGCAGAGUGAAGGAAGGUGGGAAGGUGUCUUGUCUUGGCCUAGGCCUACUUGGGUCAACACCCAUAAAGUGUUGAAUAUCAUUAUAGUUUGUUUUUAGUAUAUAUCUUUCUUUUAUUUAAUCCUGAGGUUUUUUCUAAGAAUAUCGUAUAUAGUGUAUAUAGUAUAUGUACUUUAUUGUCUAAUAGACUUCUCUCUUUAGUAAGAUUUUUCUUUUCAUAAUCAUAAUGUUUCCUUAUGAUUUUCUUUUUCUAAAAACACAAGUACGAUUUUUAAUAAAAAUCCUUUCUGGUUUGCUUUAGCUUUUCCAGCAUUCGCCGCCCCUUCAAUAGCCUUUUGCGCGGAUCCUGCACCUGCGCUUCCAGACCUCAACGAGAUUCCAGUAGGCCUUUCUCCUGCGGAAAUAGCCCAAUUGCAUCGGGAGACUGAAGAGAAGGCCGCCCAGUGUGGCAGGCUCUUGCAAGAAAUCUGUGGGCAGGCAAAAGAACUUGUUGUCCGUCAGGCAGGAGCGCAGGGCGAGCUCACGCUCGAGAAAUUCGUAGACGCCGUCAGGUAUCUUGCAGACGUGGACGAGUUGCCCGAAGAGGAGCGAAUCCCCACUCUCAUUGAGUUCAGGGCCCCAAUCAAUAAUAAAGACUCGCCCAUUUGGUUUCAUAUAGAUAAAGAAAUGAAAAGUGGGGGGGUCGUGGUCUAUGCUAAAUUCUUUUUCUCAGAUAGAAUGAAUGGAAAAGGAGUGCUUGUGUUGUGGUUUUGUAGUUGCAAGAAUUUUUUUUUUUCGAGAAAAGGUCCCCUCCUUCAAUAUCAUGAUUGGGUCGACCAGGCCAGAUCAUGAGUGAAUAGAAAAAAAAAUGUACAUAGCUGUUCCAGCUGAAAUACUUGGAAUAAUUCUACCACUUCUACUAGGAGUAGCCUUUUUAGUGCUAGCUGAACGUAAAGUAAGUUUUGUGCAACGUCGAAAGGGUCCUGAUGUAGUGGGAUCGUUUGGAUUGUUACAACCUCUAGCAGAUGGUUUGAAAUUGAUUCUAAAAGAACCUAUUUCACCAAGUAGUGCUAAUUUCUCCCUUUUUAGAAUGGCUCCAGUGGCUACAUUUAUGUUAAGUCUGGUCGCUCGGGCCGUUGUACCUUUUGAUUAUGGUAUGGUAUUGUCAGAUCCGAACAUAGGACUACUUUAUUUGUUUUCCAUAUCUUCGCUAGGUGUUUAUGGCAAUUAUCAAUAG